GGGGCGGGGCCGGAAGCGGCGGCGGCGGCUCGGCCGAAUUCGGUGGCGCCACGUCUGGCUCGGGGUCUCCUCCGUGACCGGGCGGCGGCGGGAGCGGCUGAACUUUCGUCUCGUCUCGUCUCGUCCUCAGCGGUCGGUUUGGCGAGGCCUCGGCGGCCAGACGUAGCGGCGACAUGUCGGACCUGGGGGACUGGUUCCGAAGUAUCCCGCUGAUCACCCGCUACUGGUUCGCYGGCUCCAUCGCCGUGCCGCUCGUGGGCAAGCUGGGCCUCGUCAGCCCCGUCAACCUUUUCCUCUGGCCCGACGCCUUCAUCCACCGCUUCCAGAUCUGGCGGCCGAUAACAGCAACUUUCUUCUUCCCGGUGGGACCUGGAACGGGAUUUCUCUACUUGGUGAAUUUAUAUUUCUUGUAUCAAUAUUCAUCAAGAUUAGAAACAGGGGCUUUUGAUGGAAGGCCAGCAGAUUACAUGUUCAUGCUCCUGUUUAACUGGAUCUGCAUUGUUAUAACUGGCUUGGUGAUGGACAUGCAGUUGCUGAUGAUUCCACUCAUCAUGUCAGUACUUUAUGUGUGGGCCCAGCUGAACAGAGACAUGAUUGUAUCAUUUUGGUUUGGAACAAGGUUUAAGGCCUGUUACCUUCCAUGGGUUAUUCUGGGAUUCAACUACAUCAUUGGUGGAUCAGUCAUCAAUGAGCUGAUAGGAAAUCUGGUUGGACACCUGUAUUUCUUCUUAAUGUUUAAAUAUCCAAUGGAUUUGGGAGGAAGGAAUUUUCUGUCCACACCUCAGUUCCUCUACCGCUGGCUGCCAAACAGGAGAGGAGGAGUGUCAGGCUUUGGUGUCCCUCCUGCCAGCAUGAGAAGGGCUGCAGAAGAUCAGCAGGGCGGUGGAAGACACAACUGGGGCCAAGGUUUCCGGCUAGGGGACCAGUGAAGAAUUCCUGCCCUUGGAAAACAGCAACUCUUUGGUUUCAAUUGGACRUAGAACCGACUGUUCCUGGUGCAGAGCAUGCUUAAGAACUGAGCUCUCUGUAGUACUCUUGGAUUUGACUGAUUAGAAAGAAAGAAUUUUUCUGGUUGAAGAGCAAACUAAAAACUCCAGAAGGAAAAAAUGUAGAUCUUGCUCCAGGUUAGCCAGUAGUGUCCAGUGUGAUUCUGCCAUUAAAAAUAAGCCUUCUUUAUACAGUAUUGUCUGUCAUAACAGGAUCCAUUGGCUGUCCUGUUCCAUGAUGGAACAAGCUAGUGGUGUUCUGUCUUGCCUGGUAUGUUAAAAGCUUUGUUGACCACAGUAAAGUAAAAAUCUAGUGUGAGGCAGAUGUCUCAAAAAAGCCCCCAGUUUAGGAAGCUGACUUUUUCCAUAGCUGUGCUUGAGUCCCAUGGUCUUUGGAAACAUUAUUUAAGUGGUAUCUCUCUGCUGCAUUUAUAAAGCAAAUUGCAAAUGUUUCAUUUCUGUUAUUAAGCUGUGUUUUGAGCAGAGCUUUUUCUUGCCAUGCAGCAUUUGUCCUACCUGCUACAUCACGGGCUGGGCAAGGUUAAGGAUCAGAGGGCUUUUGAUUGAAAUGGCAAAAAACAGAUACUCACAGAAUUGAAGUCUCUCAACUCUUCAUGGCRUGUUACAAAGCUUGUUCUGGUGAAACUGAAGUUGUCUGGCUUGUUUUUUCCCCCCAGAUCUGUGAAUUCUUGGCUUCAAGGUUUCUCUUUUCAUUGCCAAAUUGGAUAGCAUAAAUACUGCUUAAACUAGAAAAUGUAACAUUAUUGUGGUUAAUGUAAAGGGUACUGACUGCAGCGUUGUUUAACUGGAUCUUCAGCUUUAUCUUAAAAGCUUUAAAACGUUAAAGAAUCAAAGCUGGAAAUAAUCUUUUGCAGGGUGAAGAUACAAUAUAACAGGUUACUGCAGGACUCGCUCAUCCUCGAAUAAGAAAUUGUGUACACUGUU
Molecule: messenger RNA, 1931 nt
Organism: Malurus melanocephalus (red-backed fairy wren)
Lineage: Eukaryota; Metazoa; Chordata; Aves; Passeriformes; Maluridae
Gene: DERL1
Product: derlin 1
Exons: 8
Coding region: 174-929 (251 amino acids)
Biological process (GO): endoplasmic reticulum unfolded protein response
Cellular component (GO): endoplasmic reticulum membrane; Hrd1p ubiquitin ligase ERAD-L complex
Molecular function (GO): ubiquitin-specific protease binding; misfolded protein binding
Source: RefSeq, a predicted model, not a curated record